GCGGAGGGCAUCGGGAGCAAUUCUUGGAGAGUUAAGGCAGCUACUUCUGCUGCCUCCUUAGCAGCGGCGGCAGUGGCUGCGGACUGCCUGCUUCCCCAGCCCGGCUCUAGCCUUCCGAGCCGGGAUCCCACCGUUGCGGGGAAAGGCGGAGAAGGGAGAGGAGGAGAAGGAGGAGGAAGAGGAGGAGGUGGAGGCGCGGUCGCCCAGCGGGGGCGGAGGCUGAGGCGGAGGCGCACUAUCCCUCUGCCUGCAGAAGAGACUGCCGAGAAGCUUUGAGCUGCACCGGGGGGGAAAGAGGGCUGGGAGCCGAGGGCGAAUCAAAACAAGGGCUAGGAGGCACCCAGUAGCGCCUCGGCGCUCAGAGGACCAUGUUAUUCAGGGCUGUUUCUCAGCAGCUUUUACCUUCUUGGCUUUUCCUCUGAAGGAUGUCCCGGAGCCGGGUCCGAGAAAACUAAGAAGAGGAGCAAAGAAAUCUGGAGAAGAGCCCCAAGACAAGCCCGCACUUGUCCCCAAGGGGGGGAAAAACUGCGGGAAUCCUUUUCCUUAUUUUUUCCCCCCAUGAACCAGACUCGAGCUAGUCCCGGAGGAGAAUAAUACAUAUAUUUUUAAAGGCAGAAGGGAAAUAUAAAAGAAAAUUCUUUGGUUGCUAAGGGUGAGUGAAGACUUUCAAAAUGGCUCAGGGAACCAGUGAUCAAAGUACAGUGGGUAUUGCCGACCCAGAAGAGAAUACCCCAAAUAUGAUUGUCUACAGAAAAAUUGAAGACAUCAUUACAAAGAUGCAGGAUGAUAAGACAGGCGGGGUACCCAUCAGAACAGUAAAGAGCUUUCUGUCCAAAAUCCCCAGCGUUGUCACAGGUACCGACAUUGUACAGUGGUUUAUGAAGAAUCUUGCCAUCGAGGAUCCAGUUGAAGCAAUACAUUUGGGAAGCCUUGUAGCUGCCCAGGGUUACAUCUUUCCCAUAUCAGACCAUGUCCUUACCCUGAAGGAUGAUGGCACCUUUUAUCGAUUCCAGGCUCCAUACUUCUGGCCCUCUAACUGCUGGGAACCUGAAAACACUGACUAUGCUAUUUAUCUGUGUAAGAGGACGAUGCAAAACAAAGCAAGAUUGGAAUUAGCAGAUUAUGAAGCUGAAAACCUAGCAAGACUCCAGAGGGCCUUUGCAAGGAAAUGGGAAUUCAUCUUUAUGCAAGCGGAAGCCCAAGUGAAGAUUGAUCGGAAAAAAGAUAAAACAGAAAGAAAAAUUUUGGAUAGUCAAGAACGAGCUUUCUGGGAUGUCCACAGGCCAGUGCCAGGUUGUGUGAAUACAACAGAAAUGGAUAUCAGAAAAUGUCGCCGGAUGAAGAAUCCCCAGAAAGUCAAAAAGUCUGUGUAUGGAGUGACAGAAGAAUCUCAGUCUCAAAGUCCUGUGCAUAUACCUGCCCAGCCAAUCAGAAAAACUACAAAAGAGGACAUCCGAAAACAGAUCACAUUUUUGACUGCACAGAUAGAUAGACAUCGUUUAAAAAUGUCCAAAGUAGCUGAAAGCUUAAUUGCUUACACGGAACAGUAUGUGGAAUACGAUCCUUUGAUAACUCCAGCCGAACCUUCCAAUCCGUGGAUCAGUGAUGACAUCACUUUAUGGGACAUAGAGAUGAGCAAAGAGCCCAGCCAACAUCGUGUAAAGAGAUGGGGUUUCUCCAUUGAUGAGGUACUAAAGGACCAAGUGGGGCGAGACCAGUUCCUUCGUUUCCUGGAGUCGGAAUUCAGUUCAGAAAACCUCAGGUUUUGGUUGGCUGUCCAAGAUCUCAAAAAACAACCUUUACAGGAUGUGGCAACUCGGGUGGAAGAAAUUUGGCAAGAAUUUCUGGCUCCUGGGGCGCAAAGUGCAAUCAACCUGGAUUCUCACAGCUAUGAGAAAACAAGUCAAAAUGUCAAAGAUCCAGGGCGCUACACAUACGAGGAUGCACAGGAGCACAUUUACAAGCUGAUGAAGAGCGACAGCUACACCAGGUUCCUUCGGUCUAAUGCUUACCAGGACUUACUACAGGCAAAGAAGAAGCCAGAAAAUGAGCAAGGUCGUAGAACUUCCUUAGAAAAGUUCACUCGCAGUGUGUGCUGCUGGCGCAGAAUAAGACUGGCUACCGCGUUUCACCCCAGAGGUGGCUACCUUCCAGCAGCGGGGAAAGUCACUGGUGGGCAAGCGUCUCACGGGCCUGAUGCAGUCCUGACAGUUCCACCAGCUGAGACGGGAGCCGCUGACCACACAGGCGGGCGGCGGCGCUCAACAUCUUCAGAGAGACUAACCUUAAGGGGCAAUUUGGUUACUGUGAAAGAAAAAGAGUGAGGGCGAGAGGGGAGGGGAGAAAAGGAGGACGUACCUAGGUCUGGAUGGGGAGGCAAAUGGAGAGGAGAAAAAGAAACCAUCAGCAGAGCUGCAGAGAUGCCGCUUUUUAUAGUUUACAUCAACAUUUUCUUACCUGUAUAGCUUUGUUAUGACACUCAGUUCUCUACGAGGUCCUUGUUUCUUCGAACCUGAUUUCGGGGGAGAACGCCUCACUGUGAACAGAGGGGUUUGCAGGGCCAAAAAUUUCCUGCUCUGAAUUAUUCCUUGCUAUCAUUAUCAUUAUUAUUGUUAUUGCUACUAUUAUUAUUACGGACUACCACCGUCCAAAAUAUCCUCCCUUGUGGGAAAGGAGAGAGAGGAGAGCCCGAGUGAGCAGAGUCAGUAUUAAACGUCAGUUUUCCCUUUCUCUGGCACAUCCUCAACUGUAAUAGGCACAGCCUGCUACUGUCAUCACCACCCCGGAGCCUCCAUCCAUCCCCUCUUUGGGGCUGCCUAGGCACCAUAAAAUAGCUACCAGAAGCCACUUCCACUUAAGAUAGAGGAUUUAUUUCUCCUGCUCUGUGAAGCCACUCUACGAGUUCCCAUCCCCCACCUCCCUCUCAGACGGACUUCUUGAAUAUGCUCUGAUUGCCUUUCUCCUCAUUUGUUGUCUCCUGGUCAGGGGAAAUCCAAGGCAUCCGAGAUUCUUUCUCCAGAAAAAGCACCAGUGCAUAAGGAGUAGCCAUAGAUUUAUUAGUUAAGGCCUGAAAUAAGAAUCUUGUCAUUUUAUUACUUAUUUCUUACACUUAUUCCAGAGUAUAUUCUCUUCUAUGUUAUUCAAAGGCUAAGGUCUGGAGGAAAUUCCAGAGACACUGGAGAUCUCCAGGUUUCACCAAGCCAAGAGAAAUAUGAAAAGGAGGAAAGAUUCCCAGUCUUGGGAAGUCAACUGGAUGGGUGGCUGGCCAACAGUUCCCCCACUCAGGUUGAAUUGAAUAUGGCUAAAUCUCUCAGUAAGGACUCAGUCAUACCCAGCAGCAGCACUAGAGGAAAAGCCUUGGAAAUACCCAUAUGACAUAUAAGGACUAGAGAAAAUAAUAUAAACAAAAUAAGGCUGAUUAUUUAGUGUGAAAACUAAAUGCCCAUGGACAAAUUGGAUCUAGAUUUCUUCCUGAUCCCCACCCCAUGGAUGUCUGUCAUCAACUAUCAUUUGCCAGAGUGACACUGCUUCCUAAUGACCCCCAAAUAAGACUGCUAAUAAACCUAUAGCUAAGUAGGAUUAUGUUUUUCCAAGUCAGAUGUUCAGUAACUGGUGUGCUAUGAUUACCUUUGAUUUCUUUUUAGCCACAUCCCCUUAGAUAUUAUAAACAGAAAGCAAUAGAAAUAAAACAAUUAUCAUUGGUGAUUUCUUGAUUCACACAUGCAAUCCUUUAAUGGUGACUAAAGGCUUCAUAACGGACUUCUCAACACUCCCUCCCUCCCUAACUUGUUGCUUGUUUUGUUUCCCACCCAAAUUGCUGAGUCAGUGGUCUGUAAUGGAUUCUAUUUUAUCCAUUCAGAUCUCUUUCAUGGUUGAGCUGCCAUGGACAUCAGCAGGCUUCUAGUUUCCAGUCUUUCUGUACCUCAGUUUCUCUUACCUACAAAAUGGAGAAAUAAGCAUCUUUGCUCCCUUUUGGAGGGCUUAGUGGGAAAUCAUGCAAUAACUACAGACAUUCUCAGAGCACCUCAGAAAUAAACUUGGGCAGGAAGGAGGUGACUUUUGACCAUGACACCAGAGACCUCAACCCAUGUGUGAUGGCAACAGCAGAUUGCCAGAAGAGACAAUGGCCCCAGGGGAUACCCUGCAAGAGAAUGAGUACAGCAAAACUACAGGGUUGAUGGGAUCUGGGAAACAGAUGCAAGAAUGGGUCCCCUUUCCCCCAGGAGUUUCUUUAUAGGGAUCAACUCCAAAUAAUUUAGACACUCACUGCAUGCUCUGUCACUGAGCCUCACUCAAUGUGGGAAAGGUCACAGGAUCCUUCUGGCAUCUUUCUGCACAUGAGUUGCUUGAGGUACAUAUGCUCAUUUGCCUUUGACAUCCUCUCUCCUAUCUUAUAGCUUUUCACAUCAUGUUCACUCUCAUAUACAACUAACCCAUUUCUGAGUUCAGCCAGAGAGCCAUCUAAGCAUGCCCCCCCCCCCCCCAGGUCUCAAAGCAUUGCACAUUGCCUUCACUGCCUUCUAUGGUCAUCAAGAGCAAAUAGAACUGACUAGUGACAAAGGGAAGCCUUGAGAAGGAAUGUAUUACGGGCAAGUCAGCGGAGGCCUCCAAAAUUGUUCCCUGAGUACAGACACUACAGUUUCCUCUCUCAAGUCCCAGAUGGCAUGCUUCCUAUAAAUUGGGUUUCCUGGCACUUUUCUGUGGUUUUGAAGUGGGCUUUCCAGGGCAUGAUGCCAUUGGAAUUAUCUACUCUUGAUUGAAAUCGAAGCUUGGAUGAAUGGAAUUCCCUAACCUGAGGACUUGGUCUCAGGCAUUAUUGCUAAAUUUAUCCAGGGUCCUGGAAGACCUCCUUGAUCCUCAGUCGAGGACAAUUGGCCUACAAUCUUUGCAAACUUGGCACAUUUGAGAAAACUCCUUAGACCUCCAAGUAGGAAAAAAAGUAGAGAAAAGAUCACCCAAGACUGUUAAAGUGAAUGGUCUUGAAUUCCUUUAAGAGACCUCUUGAUAGACGUCUCACACUUCCUAAGGCAGAAAAGAGUCUAAACCCUUUCCUUCUCCACUCUAUCACCAACUAAAGAUUGUUAAUCUAUAUAGCAGAUACGCAAGGUAGGGUGUGGGUUGUCACUGCCCAGUGUGAUACAAGGUCAACAUGUGUAUGCUGGCCCUCAUAUGAAGUUACAUCAUCCCUCCAUUAGCCUAAUCUCUAUGUAUUCCCAGAAGCCCUAAAGGCUAGAACCAGACUACAAUCAACACAGACAAAUUUCUUGUUGCCCUUCUCUGCCCUCUUCAUCCCUACCUUUUGUCACAGCAGUGAGAAUACUGGGUGAACCCAAACUUUGGACAAGUGAUUCUUCUUUAUGCUAGGGCACAGUGACAAGUUUGAUAAUGGUACCCUGUAGAAUGGAAUACUGAGGUUGUGUCAAAGAGACAACCUCUGCCCAGCUGCAAAGCAAAUUCUUAGGACGUCAGUGCACUAAGAAUAUCUAGGACAAAAGGAUGCCCAUACUAAUUUUCUCCAAUAGAGAGAAAGUAGAAAAAAGCAUGGGUUAUCAGCAUAAAAAAUAUUAACUUCUUCUGGAGUAAUUCCAUUACAGGUGACAGAAUAUCAAUACCAAUAUAAUUCAACAGUAUUUAUUAAUUACCUACCACUCACAGAGCACUGUACCAGACAAAGGAGGGAGCAUAAAUUUAUGUAAGACACUAUCUUUGCCUCAUCUUUUGAACCCUUACCUUCAGUCUUAGAAUCAAUACCAAGUAUCAAUUCCAAGGCAGAAGACUGGUGAGGGCUAGGCAACUGGGGUUAGGUGGCCUGCCACAGCUUCCAUAGCUAGGAAGGAGAUGAGGUCAGAUUUGAACCAAGGACUUCCUAUCUCUAGGUCUGACUCUCUAUCCACCAAGCUACCGUCCCUGCCCCAACCAUCCCUACCCUUAAGGACCUAACAGUCUAGUAGGGAGGAUAGAUAAGACACACACAGAAGUAAAUGUAAUACACAUGUCAUGAUCAACACAGAGAGGUACAAAAACCCAGCCUUGAGAAAUCUGAGGGGAAAGAUAAUCUCCAACAAAAGGAAUCAGAGAAGGUGCCUAGAAGAGACAAUAUCUGAAUUGGACUCUAAAAGGGAUUCGUAAGGCAUUAUAUAAUCUACUUCUCUGAAUUAACAAGGUGAGGCGGGGUCCCUGAGCAUCCAGAAAACUGUGUUCUGGUCCUGCUAGAUAAAUGUUGGUGAGAACCAGAAACAAAGUAGGACCAAGUGAUCUGAAGAGACUUCCCAUAACUACAAGCCAAUAGAAUCAUUAUCUUCCAUUGGCCAAGAAUUUGGUUGGAGUAUCCUGAGUUGUCUCCAUCAAAACCAGAAGAACCCUUCUAGCGAGACUCCAGGUUGCUGUUUGUACUCUGGGGCACCGAACAGAUGCCUGGCAAUGAACCUCUUCCUAGUCAGUAAACUUGGUGUGUUCAAACUACCUCACCUCCUAGCUGAUGAACUAGGAAACUGCUGCCUGCUUACUUUCUUUGCUAUUUCACCUUCUUUCCUUUUUAAUCCAUUAGGAAAGACUCCACAUGCAUGGAUUUCAAAAGAUAUUUCUGGGAUCUCUGCAGGGAGGCUAGAAAGGGACUAAAGACUUUAAAUUCUCUCGCUCUCCCUUCAACAAAGUUUCACAAAGCUUCCUGUUCCCACUGAGCCAUUACACUGAAUGACAAUUAAGACAGUGUUCAGGUUCUCUAGGCAAGUGUGAUAAUGUGCCCCUCAACACUGCAGUGACCUUACAGUCGAGCAUUAAUAAACACUAUGGUCUAGAGUAUGGACAAGUAGUAGACAAAUGAUGCAAUAUUUAAUCAACCCAGGAUUCUGCCAAAGAGCUGUCAAUGCCCACCACCUAGAAGUUAACACUCCAUGGUAUCAAGGCAUUGUUGGAUGGUACUGGGCGGCAGUUCCAGGGUCAUAAGGUAGUAAAGUAGACUCUGUAGCAAUAAAGUCCCACAGGCUAGUACAGUGGAACUAGAGUCAGUAAGCCUUGAAGAAAAGUCCAGUGGGGUUAAUCCCAGAAGGAGGGAGUAGACAAAUGGCCAUCUAAUCAAAUAGACAAGGGGAGGCACCACGGCUCGGCGGUGUAGGUCGGACUCAAGUAUUACAAACUAUACCUUUUUUUUUUGCUGUGUGGUAAAAGGACAUGUCUGAAUGGUCUCUACUGUACUGCAUGUGGUUCUCAGUAAUUUAUUAUUAUGGACUUUGGGGGCAUUUAGACUCCAGAACUAAACUUGCUAGUAUGGUCUGAAAAUAAACAACUCUAUAACCCCA
This is a messenger RNA of Monodelphis domestica (gray short-tailed opossum), 7298 nucleotides long. RefSeq names its product regulator of G protein signaling 6 (gene RGS6). The record is from RefSeq and is a predicted model, not a curated record. Gene Ontology annotation, molecular function: GTPase activator activity. Gene Ontology annotation, biological process: G protein-coupled receptor signaling pathway; intracellular signal transduction; regulation of G protein-coupled receptor signaling pathway. Gene Ontology annotation, cellular component: neuron projection; cytoplasm. NCBI's taxonomy places the organism in Eukaryota, Metazoa, Chordata, Mammalia, Didelphimorphia, Didelphidae.